Messenger RNA from Telopea speciosissima, 1101 nucleotides. RefSeq names its product cytochrome b-c1 complex subunit Rieske, mitochondrial-like. The coding region runs from base 149 to 967 and encodes 272 amino acids. Gene Ontology annotation, molecular function: quinol-cytochrome-c reductase activity; 2 iron, 2 sulfur cluster binding. Gene Ontology annotation, cellular component: membrane. Gene Ontology annotation, biological process: mitochondrial electron transport, ubiquinol to cytochrome c. Lineage: Eukaryota; Viridiplantae; Streptophyta; Magnoliopsida; Proteales; Proteaceae. The record is from RefSeq and is a predicted model, not a curated record. The transcript is spliced from 4 exons.
UUUAUAUUUUGCAUUUUCCUCGUUUUACUCCUCUUGGACAUCUUCUUCCCCUAUCCAUCGCGAGGUUGGUUGGAUUUACAGGCGUAAAGUUAAUUGCCCUCUCCAGCGAAGGGACGAAGCGGUGAAACCCUAGAAAGAGCAGGUGAAGAUGUUGAGGGUUGCAGGGAGGAGACUCUCAUCUCUUUCAUGGCGGCCGAACCAGACCGCUUCGACGGUCCUCUGCAGGAAUUUGAUGGGCGGGGAUACCGCCUCGGAUGAUUCUAGACCGAUCUAUUCUCCUCAUGAUCCUUACUUUAGAUCGGCCUUUCGUGACGCGGUUAGAGGAUUUUCUUCUGAAUCGCUUGCUCCAAGACAUGAUCUUGGGAUGAUAUCUGACCUUCCGGCCACUGUAGCUGCUGUGAAGAACCCAUCCUCAAAGAUUACAUAUGAUGAUCACAACCAUGAGCGGUUCCCACCCGGUGACCCUAGCAAGCGGGCAUUUGCCUACUUUGUCUUGACAGGUGGGAGAUUUGUAUAUGCAUCUCUGAUCCGGCUUUUGAUUCUCAAGUUUGUGCUGAGUAUGUCUGCCAGCAAGGAUGUUCUAGCCCUUGCUUCCCUUGAGGUUGACCUCUCAAGCAUUGAACCGGGGACAACUGUGACUGUCAAGUGGCGUGGAAAGCCGGUGUUUAUCAGGCGUCGAACUGACGAUGAUAUCAAGCUGGCCAACAGUGUUGACUUGGGAUCUCUGAGGGAUCCUCAGGAGGAUGCAGCUAGGGUUAAGAACCCAGAAUGGCUCAUUGUCAUUGGUGUCUGUACUCAUUUGGGUUGCAUCCCUCUACCGAAUGCUGGGGACUUUGGUGGAUGGUUUUGCCCAUGCCAUGGAUCCCACUAUGACAUAUCUGGCAGGAUACGCAAGGGCCCUGCACCCUACAACUUGGAGGUACCCACUUACAGCUUCAUGGAAGAAAACAAGCUAAUGAUUGGUUGAGAAAUAAUGGAUUCUCUCUUAGGGUAACGUGGGAUAGUUGGAUCUGAGAUUUUUCUUUCUUUAAUGGGGAGCAUAUUUUCCGCAGGACAAUUUUCUUUUUUUGAUUUUUUUAUUUCUUUUAUCAUAAACCCAUG